GUGUUUUCAAGAAAGAUUUUCCUGAUUAGUUUCCCCCUUUCACACAUUUCUGUGUACCGGACCCAGGGAGAAUUGGCAGACACAAGAGGUUUAGUACAUUUGACAGCAAGUGUUUACUAAAUCACGAAUUGGACGCAACCUUGAGCAACCUGUUUUCACUGAGAUCUGCACAGAGAACUUGCAAAUGCAUAAAUGUUGUGCUAAAGUGACUCUUCAAACAGUCAGCUGUAGUCCUGUGACAGAUCUCUUACAGGCCACUGAAAUUAGUCGAAAUCUUUCUAUUGACUUUCAUGGCAUUGGAUCAGGCCAUCAAAUCUUCAGCCUGUACAAUAAUUGCUUUCUUUGUGUUGCCUGGGAGUAAUUCUGUGGCCUGCUGUCCUGUCGCUGUUGGUCAACAGAGUGAAAAACUCGGAAUCAAGCUGGAAACUGGAAGGGUGGAGGCUGUUGAGAGGAGAAAAACAACAUCUAUGUAUUAGAAGCCUAGGAAACUUACAUGACAAGAAUGGUGCUUCCACUAUGGGAAAUGUGCCUUUACCUGUUUCUUUCAUUUGGCUUUCACUUUUACUCUUUCUAUGAAGUGUACAAAGUUUCCAGAGAGUAUGAAGAGGAGCUUGACAGAGAAUUUGAAUUGGAGAAAAAUGCUCUGUUUUGGGGACUUAAAAAGGAUCCCACAGACUUUGAAUGGAGUUUCUGGAUGGAAUGGGGAAAGGGAUGUAUACUGUGGCUUCUGUUUGGCCAUCUAGCGGUAUCACAGAUAUCCAGACUCUUCCUGGAUAAGUACAAACCCUGGUGUCUCAUGACUUAUGGAAUGAUAGCCUGCUGGUUUCUAUUAGGAAUCAAGGGCUUGGCACUGAUUUUGCUGCAUAUAUUUAUUUCAUUUUCUGUGGCCCAGUUCCAAAUGUCAAUCCUGACGUGGCUGUGCUCACUUCUUUUGUUGUCGACUUUGCGCAUACCAGCUUUGGAAGAAGCAAAGAGAGGGUGGUAUGAUACUGAAAAUGAAUAUUACUUGCUUCUCUUCACCCUGACUGUUCGUUGCAUCUACUACACAAGUUUCAGCCUAGAGUACUGCUGGCAUGGGUCUACUCAGAAGCGGUACCACUCAUUCCUCUGGAUGCUGGCCUACAUGUUCUACUAUCCUGUGUUCCACAAUGGACCCAUUAUGAACUUUGAUGAAUAUAGUAAGCAGAUGAGGAGACAAGAAGCCUGCUGUCUGAAGACUAAUUUUCGCAUUUUAAUCCUGGGCAUGGUUCGCAUUUUCUUUUGGUGGUGGCUGGCAGAGCUGAUGAUUCAUCUUAUGUAUAUGCAUGCCUUCUACAGUAGUUCUCCACAUCUGGAAGCUAUGUCUGACUGGACCUUAGGUGGCCUGGCUUUAGCUCAGGUACUAUUCUUUUAUGUGAAAUACUUGGUUCUCUUUGGUGUUCCUGCACUUAUUAUUCAAAUGGAUGGACUCAAACCUCCUGCCUUACCUCGUUGUGUGAGCACAAUGCAUAGUUUCACUGGAAUGUGGAGAAGUUUUGAUGUUGGACUACAUCAUUUUCUGAUCAGGUACAUUUACAUCCCGAUGGGAGGAUCCCAGUGUAGUGUUGUUGGGAUGUUAUUCUCCACAGCAAUUACUUUUGCCUUUGUAAGUUAUUGGCACGGAGGCCAUAACUACCUUUGGUACUGGGCAGCACUAAAUUGGCUUGGAGUAACUGCAGAAAAUGGAGUCAAGAGGCUACUCUCUGUUUCACUUGUUCGAGACUUAAUUGAUCAUUUCUUUUUACCGAGAAUUUGUCGUCGACUUCAUGCUGUCCUGGCAGCUGUUUCAACUUCAAUGUUGAUUUUAUCCAAUCUAGUGUUCCUUGGCGGAAAUGACGUUGGGAAGAUCUACUGGGACUGGAUCUGUGUGAAAGGCAAGUUAUUUUUCAAACGUUUCUUUGAGACUGCUGGACCAGACCCUCAUCUCAAUACCAAGGUGUACAUUUGCAUCUUUUUUUUUCCUUUUAUUGAUUUUAUUCUUAAAUUCAAGUAUUAG
Alligator sinensis (Chinese alligator) is the source of this 2014-nucleotide messenger RNA. It is a transcript of the gene HHAT, whose product is annotated as hedgehog acyltransferase. Gene Ontology annotation, biological process: protein palmitoylation. NCBI's taxonomy places the organism in Eukaryota, Metazoa, Chordata, Crocodylia, Alligatoridae. The record is from RefSeq and is a predicted model, not a curated record. Gene Ontology annotation, cellular component: endoplasmic reticulum. The coding region runs from base 494 to 2014 and encodes 506 amino acids. The transcript has 12 exons. Gene Ontology annotation, molecular function: palmitoyltransferase activity.